CCACCACCACCACCACCACCACCACCACCACCACCACCGACAUCGCCAACGCGACGACGGCCACGAACAAAAAGCCGAUUGAGCGACGAUACCGCAUGCGGAGGCGAGCACUGUCCCACCCCCGGUGGAGCACGACGAUCACUGAUGAGAUCCACGGCGCUGAUCCAUCUGGUGUUGGGAUGGGUGUUGGGAUGGGUGUUGGUGGUGGUAGAGGUGUUGGUAGCGCCAACAAUGGUAGCGGCAACAGCAGCAGCCGUCGUCAGCAGUUCCGCAUGUGGCACGGAGGCAAUGAGAAGAAGGGUGCACGUGUGUCUGCGUUUUCGCGCACGUUUGAAUGUGAAGAUGUGAGCGCUUGCACGGGCGACUGUCGUGGUGUUGGGACAGGUGGCUGUGCCGGACGCGGCAAUGAUGGUGGAGAUGACGGUGAUAGGAUGUGCACUGCCUGCCAGAAGCAGCAGGAGUACGCACGCCUGUGCCAGCAGCUGCUGCAACAGGGAGGUGUAUUUCCCAUUGGCAUCCCCGAUAAUGAUGAUGGUGACGAAAGCAUCGACGAAGAUGACGAUGCAGUCAAUGGUGACGAUGAUGAUGAUGAUGAUGGUGAUGAUGAUGGUGAUGAUGAUGGUGAUGAUGUCGCUGCGUCGACUGUUGACCUGGCGAACACACACGUUGUGGACGUUCAGGGCGAGCACAGCGGACGUCAGCAAAGCGACAACGACGAUGGCUACACCAGCACCGACAACACCAUCAACAAUGCCCCCACCACCAUCACCACGACGAACAAUAUCAACGGCGGCGACAACAACAACAACAACAACAACAACAACAACAAUAAUAGCCCGUCUGAGUUUGACUUUGAGAACGGAAGUGUUGCCACGGACACGUACACCGCGCGGCUGCUUGAGUGUGGCUUUGGGUGCGACGACGAAGAUGAAGUGAUUCUGAGUUCCGAAAGCAACAGCAGCGGUAUUGGUGGUGUCCGGGGUUACGGUGCCCGCAGCAACCGCCUUGGUCGGGGCAGCGACAGCAGCAGCGUUGGUGCUGGCGGAGGCGGUGGCGGUGGUCCACGUGCCAUUGACCGGUGGUUGAGCAUUGACACCCCAGCGUGUCAUCUGUCCUUGCUUGUGUUUGAGCACCUCGCUCGCACCAAGCGGUUUGAGCGCUGUGUGCAGACAAGCCUCUCCUACCAGCGCGGCGGCGUGUCGUGCCAGUCCUUUCUCAAUAGCAUUCCGUCCACCAUUCUCCACCUCAUCAGUGGACAUGUGGCGCACGUGUUGAAUGCCCACCAGCGCAGCGUGCUGCGGCAAUCCCUCCGCUCCACCUCGCCCGCACAUCGCGCUUUUGCCACCGUAGCUGCAAGCGCCACAACGCCGCGCAACGUUCGCAGCACAUCCAACCCACGCGUCAAGUCCAAGUCUCUCGCAACAUCGCCCGCUGUCACCACGUCUGCUGCCACCAGCACCGGGGCAGCAGCGUAA
Messenger RNA from Salpingoeca rosetta, 1475 nucleotides. RefSeq lists its product as uncharacterized. The record is from RefSeq and is a predicted model, not a curated record. The transcript is spliced from 2 exons. The coding region runs from base 96 to 1475 and encodes 459 amino acids. Lineage: Eukaryota; Choanoflagellata; Craspedida; Salpingoecidae.